This is a messenger RNA of Aureobasidium musti, 1698 nucleotides long. Lineage: Eukaryota; Fungi; Ascomycota; Dothideomycetes; Dothideales; Saccotheciaceae. The record is from the annotation of a GenBank genome assembly.
AUGAAUACCGCACCUACACAUCUCAGAAACCCAUCACGGAACGCCUCGACGGCCACCGCCUCUUGGACAGAACAGAAUUACAAGGAAAAGGACACCGAAUCUCCUCGCUCAGGAUCUACCGAUGAUGAUGCCACCGAUAAGAAAGAGACCAAUGUAGAGCCUCACUCACAAGGUUGGCUCUGUGGUGGCAAGCAUCUUGAAGAGCUUCGCCAGAAUGAGAACCUCAACCUCGACGGGCCCUUGACUGAGGUCGAUGUCGACCUGCCUCUUACUCGCACACAAGUCAUCAACCAAGGCGACAAGCAGUUGAUCGAGCUCAAGUUCGCUCCCGACGACAAGGAAAACCCCUUCAAGUGGGGCAAAUGGAAGAGACGUUUCAUUUCGACCCAGCUGAACCUCAUGACCCUGUUCAUCGGUCUGGCCACCACUGCAUACAGCUCCGGUAUUGGCAGCAUGGUUACAGAAUUCCACCGCUCUACCGAGAUGGGACAAUUGGGUCUGUUCACCUUCAACAUGACCUGCGCCCUUGCUCCCCUAUUCCUUGCACCUUUCUGUGAGCUCGUCGGUCGCAAAAUCAUCUACGCUGGAGCAUACCUCUGCUUCUGUCUCUGCUUCAUUGGUCUGGCUCUUGGACAAAACAUUGCCACUAUCCUUGUCAUGCGUACACUUCUCGGUCUUUUCGGCUGCGUUGGAACCAUUCUCGUCGGUGGUACAUUCAGCGACAUGUACGACGUGCACGAGCGUGCCAGGCCCAUGGCAAUGUUCUCGUACGUUGCAAUUCUUGGUACGGUCGGUGCUCCCAUCUACGCUGGCUUCAUCGACAUGACCAUUGGCUGGAGAUGGAUCGAAGGUAUUCAGGGAUUGAGCAACAUCCCUCUCCUUAUUUGCAUCUUCCUCUUCUUCAAGGAGACCCGCGGUGGUGUCGCCCUUCAGAAGCGUGCCAAGGCCGUCCGCAAGGCUACUGGUGAUGAUCGCUACCAGAGUGCCAUGGACUUCGAGACCCCUAGCGUCCAAGCUAUGCUCAAGGCAUCUUCAGUCAAGGCUAUCUACAUGUUGGCUACUGAGCCUGUUGUGUUCUUGUUUGGUCUCUGGAUUGCCUUCUCUUGGUUCAUUGUCUUCUUGUUCUUGUCCGUCAUUCCUAUCACUUUCCAGGAGAAACGCGGCUGGAAUGAAGGUGUCGGAGGUCUUCCUUACAUCUCCCUCGCCAUCGGUGUUACUCUUGGUUGGUUGGCUCACCACAUCCAGAUGAGAAGAUACCUCAAACUCACCCAGGACCCCAACCACAAGGUCGUUCCCGAGGACCGUCUCUGGGCUGCUCUCUGGGGAGCCGUCUGGAUGCCUAUCGGUCUCUUCAUCUACAGUUUUACUCAGUACGGAUACCUGUCCUGGGUCGGCCCUACCAUCGCCCUUGCCCCCAUCGCUUUUGGUGUUUACUUUAUCUUCGAGUCGACCUACAGUUACACUGCCGAUUGUUACGGAGAGAGCUCAUCCUCAGCCAUUGCUGGCCAGGGUCUCAUGAGAAACACUCUCGGUGCCGUCUCUCCUCUUUUCGCUUCUCAAUUCUUCCACAAUGUCGGCAGCCAGUACGCCGGUCUCAUCUUGUCGCUCAUUGCUUGUGUGCUCACUCUGGUGCCCUUCGUGUUCUACAAGUACGGACAUCUGAUGCGCGCUCGCUCGAAGCUUGCCAUCGUCUAUUAA